Messenger RNA from Histoplasma capsulatum G186AR, 794 nucleotides. RefSeq lists its product as uncharacterized. The transcript has 2 exons. The record is from RefSeq and is a predicted model, not a curated record. Lineage: Eukaryota; Fungi; Ascomycota; Eurotiomycetes; Onygenales; Ajellomycetaceae. Bases 1 to 483 code for a protein of 160 amino acids.
AUGGCAUUCGGAAUGACCACAAUACUCCCACUAUGGCCUCAUAUUUUGUUCGCGAUUUUGGAGCCAAUCUCACUCGUUGCUGGCUGUUACUCUGCAAUCUUUAACACCACCAAUUUCGUCGCUGGUCAAACCCCGAAAGCAUCAUCGCCCACAGAACUGUCGCUCAGUACUCAAGCAAUCGCCUACCAACUUGGGAAUAUAUUUUUGCUAUUGGCGACGGUAGGUGUUGCUGUUUUGUACUCGACGUCGGAGCCAAGGGUGGUCAGAAAUUACUUGAUCGUGGUGGCAAUCGCAGACCUGGGGCACAUCUUCUCCGUGUAUUGGUGUAUCGGAUUCCAUGACUUGAUCAAUGUGUGGGAGUGGAAUGAUCUACUGUGGGGAAAUGUUGGAGUCUCUGUGAUUCUCUUUGUGAAUCGCAUUGCAUAUUUACUUGGCGCUUUUGGGCAUGCCAAAUCACCCAAUGGCAUCAAAAAGACACAGUAGGCGGGGGAUUCCAGACUCAUUGCGGGCCAAACUCUCUGCCCCCUCAGACAGCCCCCAUUGCGGGGUUCUUUGUUCUUGAAUUUCUCAUUCCAAUCUUGGUGCAGCGCUCAAACGCCACCUAAUCACGCUUUCUGCCCCAUUUUAUCUAUCGCUUGUGAAGACUUUUCUCGAUUUUUCUAUCGCCUUGCUCAUGUCGGCGUGAUCGAUUGACUAUAUUCUCCCUGACCCUUAUUCCGGCUUGGGUAGACGAGAUUAAGGUAGCGAGAAGGCAACUGAAUGGCUGUAACGUAAACUGUACAUAUACUCUGCGU